CACCACCGCAAAUCUCUCGCUCCUGCUCUACCUUCUCGUCCACCUCCCUCAACCCCUCUCCUCUACGACUACACAGCCCCUCCCCACAAAAGCAUGACCCGACCAACCUCCCUCCUCACCCUCACCCGGCGAGGCCUCUCCCACACCUCCUCCCCGCGCGCCGCCCUCCCCCUCGCUCCCCGUACCCAUCUCCGCCAACCCCAAUCGCAAAUCCACACCACCACCCAACAAAACAACCGAACAAUCACCCCCCGGGCCCCUCAAACAACCUCACCCACCCCCCUCCGUCUAUCUCACUCCACGCGCACCUACCACUCCGACCACCACCCCACCCAACCCCACGACUACACCAACUCGCAAACGACCAUCCUCUCCGCCGCCCUGCACCACGUCCCCACGCACGGCUUCUCCCGCAACGCCCUCACGCUCGGAGCCCGCGACGCCGGCUUUCUGGAUGUCUCCGUGCAGCUCCUCCCCCGCGGCGAAUUCGACCUGAUCCUCUUCUGGCUCGCCAGCCGCCGCGGCCUCCUGCGCUCCAAGGUCGAAUCCGACGGCCUGUUUUCGGCCGCCUCAUCCGGCGCCGUCCGCUCCGUCGACGACAAAAUUCAGAUCCUGUUGAUGGAACGCUUGCGCAUGAACGCCGAGGUCAAGGAUCAAUGGCAGGAUGCAUUGGCGGUCAUGUCCCUCGGGGAAAACAUCCCCCUCUCCCUCUCGGAACUUCACGCCCUGGCGGACGAUAUUCUGAACCUGGCCGGCGACAAAUCCGUCGAUGCCUCGUGGUACUCGAAGCGUAUGGCCGUGGCGGCGGUGUACGCGGCCUCGGACUUCGUGAUGACCCGCGACACGAGUGCCGGACUGCGCGAUACGGAGGAGUUCGUGGCGCGCCGGUGGGCGGGCGCCCGCGCCGUCGGGGAUAAGCUCACGGGGGUGAGGGAGUGCUUGGGAUUCAUGGGGUCGACGGCGGUGGGGUUGGGACGGAGUUGGGGGUUGAAAAUCUAAGAAGGAACAGGGGAAAUCGGGACCUUGUUUUAUCAUAUUUAAUUGUCCCUUCUUUCUUUUCUAUCUUGUUGUUUCAUCGAGAGAGUUCGCCGCUUGUAUACUGUUCUAGGGUUUGUACAUGUACUUUACAAGAUAAUAUACACGAUGGG
This is a messenger RNA of Aspergillus uvarum CBS 121591, 1148 nucleotides long. RefSeq lists its product as uncharacterized. The transcript is spliced from 2 exons. The record is from RefSeq and is a predicted model, not a curated record. Gene Ontology annotation, biological process: ubiquinone biosynthetic process. Gene Ontology annotation, cellular component: mitochondrial inner membrane. The coding region runs from base 94 to 999 and encodes 301 amino acids. NCBI's taxonomy places the organism in Eukaryota, Fungi, Ascomycota, Eurotiomycetes, Eurotiales, Aspergillaceae. Gene Ontology annotation, molecular function: lipid binding.